CAGCUAGCACAGCACAGGAGAAGUCAGCAGCUGAGCUGCCUCUGCCUGCCUGUCUCCUCGCCGCCAUUUCUUCUUCUUGACUUGACUCGACUCGCGGAAUGAAUCUCUCAAUCCAGGGGGAGGGGACGAACGCAACGCGGUCUCGACGCGAAAUUGGCUGCAGCACCUGAUAAGCGAGCGAGCCAGCAGCAUCUGUCGGACAGAUCGGAUCGGAUUCCCUUCCCCUUCCCUUCUCUUGCGCCGGAGGGAAGAAGUAGAGGAGGAGUCGAGGAAGAAGAAGUCUCUCGAGCAGCAGCAGAGGAACCAAGAAGAUGGGGAGCUACGCGUACAAGUACUGCAUGUGCUUCACCCGCAAGUUCCGAUCCCCCGACGCGCAGCCGCCGCCCGACGUCCGCGCCGCUCACCUCUCCUACUGCUGCGGCGGCGGCAGCUCCGACGGCGGCCACGACGGCCUCCGCCGCUUCCUCUCCCUGGUCCAGGGCGAGUCCGCCCCCGACGCCGACCGCAUCCUCGCCACCCUCGCGCGCACUUCGGCGGCUCACGGCGGCAUCGCCCGCCUCGUCACCAGGUCGCCGGCGCCGGCGCCGCCCACGCUCGACGACUUCUUCGGGUUCCUCUUCUCCCCCGAUCUCAACCCGCCAAUCAACAACCAGGUUCACCAGGACAUGUCAGCCCCGUUGCCUCAUUAUUUCAUAUUCACUGGCCAUAAUUCCUACCUUACUGGGAACCAGCUCAAUAGUGACUCCAGCGACAUCCCAAUUAUAAAGUCACUCGAGAGAGGUGUUAGAGUCAUUGAACUCGAUAUGUGGCCAAAUGCUUCAAAGAACAAUGUUGAUAUUCUUCAUGGAGGGACAUUGACUGCCCCUGUAGAAAUGAUCAGAUGUUUAAAGUCCAUUAAAGAAUAUGCCUUUUGUGCAUCCAAUUAUCCCCUUGUUAUUACUCUUGAGGAUCACCUCACAGCGGACCUCCAAGCCAAAGUAGCUGAGAUGCUCACUGAAACAUUUGGAGAUCUUCUUUUCAUCCCUAGUUCAGACCCAAUGAAAGAGUUUCCUUCUCCAGAAGCUCUGAUGAAGAGGAUAAUCAUCUCAACUAAACCCCCACAAGAAUAUAAGGAGUUUCUCAAAGUUAAGGAUAAUCAGAAUGGCAGUGGAAACAUAGCUGAUUUGCCAGACCAAGGAAGCCUGAGAAGAAUAGAUUCAAAUGCUGAUGAAUCUGAUGGAAAGGAUGAACUAGACGAUCAAGAUGAGGAAGAUUCCGAUGAGGACGACCCCAAAUUUCAGCAGGAUACGGCCUGCGAGUAUAGGAAACUGAUCACCAUCCAAGCUGGAAAACCAAAAGGCCAUUUGCGGGAUGCGCUUAGGGUGGAUCCAGACAAAGUCAGGCGGCUUUCUUUGAGUGAAACACAGUUAGCUAAAGCAACAACUUCUCAUGGUGCUGAAGUCAUAAGGUUCACCCAGAAGAAUAUACUCCGAGUGUAUCCGAAGGGCACAAGGGUUAAUUCUUCUAACUAUGAUCCAAUGAAUGCCUGGGCUCAUGGUGCUCAGAUGGUUGCGUUCAACAUGCAGGGGCAUGACAAAGCACUGCGGUUAAUGCAAGGAUUUUUCAGAGCUAAUGGGGGUUGCGGGUAUGUUAAAAAACCUGACUUCUUGCUAGUGACAGGUCCAAAUGGUGAAGUAUUUGACCCCAAGGCGAGUUUGCCAGUGAAGAAAACUCUCAAGGUAAAAGUAUACAUGGGCGAUGGGUGGCGCAUGGAUUUCAGUAAAACUCAUUUCGACGCCUUCUCGCCUCCGGAUUUCUAUACCAGGGUAGGGAUCGCUGGAGUGAAGGCGGACAGCGUGAUGAAGAAAACGCGGGUCCUGGAGGACCAGUGGGUGCCGGUGUGGGACGAGGAGUUCGCGUUCCCGCUGACGGUGCCGGAGCUCGCCCUGCUGAGGAUAGAGGUGCAGGAGUACGACAUGUCGGAGAAGCACGACUUCGGAGGGCAGGCGGUGCUGCCGGUGUGGGAGCUGAAGCAGGGCAUCCGUGCCGUGCCCCUGCACGACCGCAAGGGCGUCAGGUUCAAGUCGGUCAGGCUCCUCAUGCGCUUCGAUUUUGUCUUUGUUUUGUUUUCUCAUGGUCGCGGGUCGCCGCUUCUCCACCUCCCGUCUGCGCUCUGCUCGCCGGCCUCGCCCGCCCUCCUCGUUACCACCGCCGGCUUCUUCCUCCACCGCCCCGCCGCUCGCUGCCUCGCUAGCUCAACUUGCUGCUAUGCCUUUCCCGCCGCUCGCCGUCGCCGGAACCCACGGCCACCACCGCACCGGAAGCAUCGCCACCUAGUACUAGUAGUGCCUGUGUCCCUGAUGCAUACGUCGUCCGACCGCCCCUUGGAGGCCUUGCUCGCCGCCGCCCGCGGCGCCAUCGCCCACCUUCACCUUCCCAUCAUCAUCCACAUCCCUGGAUCCAAUUCCAGGAGCCCCAGUCCCAAUCCCGACCGCCUCCUCCACCUCCACGUCGUCGUCACCAACUUCCUCCACAGGCCCCUCAGGUCACUCGCCAGAUGCUUCCGCGGUGACGACGCCAGGCCUAAGCGCCGGGGAGGCAAACACUCGCGGCCGCUCAGGGACCGGGAGCGGAGCGCUGCAGCCGCCGGCCCGCAGCAGCAGCAGCAGCUGGAGCUCCUCCUCUGCAUUGCGUUCGACGCCUUCGAUGCCUGCAAGCACAAAGGCGCCGAAUUUGGUAUCGCUACCAUACAGUCGAAUCAAUUCCAGCUUCUCAGGAAGGUAAUCGAUGGAAAGAGGGCAGAUUUCGACGGCUUCCUUUCCAACUUGGGCUUCGCAAAGGUCGGGGCACCGCCUCCCCCGGCAGUCAUCAUGGGUGCGGCGGCCCCUGCCCCAGCACCGGUCAGCGACCAGGAGGAGGGUAGUGCUGGAAUCGGGGACAGUGAGGGGGUGGACAAUGCUAGUGGUUCACCACAGUCAGCACAGAAAUUACCUGCACGGCUGCUUAACAUCCCAUUGUCCAAUGUGGAGCGGCUGCGCUCGACACUGUCUGCAGUUUCGCUGACAGAGCUCAUCGAGUUGGUCCCGCAGCUGGUCAGCAGAUCAUCGACAUCACCGGAUGGACACCCAGACAAGAAGAAACUUUUCUCUGUGCAGGACUUCUUCAGAUAUGCAAAGAUUGAAGGAAAGCGAUUCUUUGAAGAGUUGGACAGAGAUGGUGAUGGCCAAGUCACUCUAGAAGAUCUCGAAAUUGCAAUGAGGAAGAGACGGUUACCUAGAAGGUAUGCUCGGGACUUCUUGCGGCGUACCAGAAGCAACUUUUUUUCAAAAUCGAUUGGCUGGAAGCAAUUUUUAUCAUUGAUGGAACAGAAGGAGCCAACCAUUCUCCGAGCAUAUACCACGUUGUGUUUGAGCAAGUCUGGAACACUUCACAAGAAUCAAAUUUUGACUUCCUUGAAGAGUGCAGGCCUUCCUGCCAAUGAAGAUAACGCUGCUGCCAUGCUACGUUAUCUUAAUGCAGAUUCAGAAGGAUCAAUCUCAUAUGGGCAUUUCCGCAACUUCAUGCUUCUACUUCCUUCAGAACGCCUUGAGGAUGAUCCUCGGAACAUUUGGUUUGAAGCUGCUACUGUUGUCGCUGUUCCCCCACCUGUAGAAAUAUCCACGGGAAGCGUUUUGAAGUCUGCUUUAGCUGGAGGCCUUGCUAGCGCUCUCUCUACCUCUCUGCUGCAUCCUAUUGAUUCAAUGAAGACACGUGUCCAAGCAUCUACGCUUUCAUUUCCAGAGCUAAUCUCACAGCUACCACAAAUUGGGCUUCGAGGACUGUACCGAGGUUCUAUCCCAGCAAUUCUUGGCCAGUUUUCAAGCCAUGGUUUGAGGACAGGAAUCUUCGAAGCAAGCAAGCUUGUAUUAAUUAAUGUUGCUCCAACACUUCCAGAGAUUCAGGUGCAAUCAAUGGCUUCAUUCUGCAGCACAGUCCUGGGGACUGCAGUCCGUAUCCCUUGUGAGGUUCUCAAGCAGCGUUUGCAGGCUGGAAUCUUCAACAAUGUAGGGGAGGCAAUUAUUGGCACCGUGCAACAAGAUGGCCUAAAGGGCUUUUUUCGUGGCACUGGGGCCACUCUUUGUCGCGAGGUUCCUUUCUAUGUUGCUGGAAUGUGCCUCUAUGCAGAAGCUAAAAAGGCAGCACAGCAUGUUGCGAAGAGAGAGUUGGAACCAUGGGAAAUUGUAGCAGUUGGAGCAUUGUCCGGAGGACUUGCAGCAGUUGUGACCACUCCCUUUGACGUUAUGAAAACACGGAUGAUGACCGCCCCUCCAGGCACGCCAGUGUCCAUGCAGACGAUAGUGUUGUCCAUCCUUGGAAAUGAGGGCCCCCUUGGGCUCUUCAAGGGUGCGAUCCCCCGCUUCUUCUGGAUUGCUCCUCUGGGAGCAAUGAACUUUGCAGGCUAUGAGCUUGCCAAGAAGGCAAUGAUCAAGGAGGAGAAGAAAACCAUGGUGGGUUACAGAGUCUGACCUACCUACCGUUCGCCCGGUUAACAUGUGAGGUGCGAAGAAGAAACUGAAAGCACGCAGCAGGAGUUUUUCCACCCAUGUUGCAGAGAAGCAGUAGAAAAAAAUCUGCUUUCCUUGUUGAUACUUAGGUUGUCAUAUAUUUUUACACCCCUCUGAGGAAAUUUUGCUGAAUUUCCAUUUCAAUAGGCUUUUGAGAUGGCUGUACAGUACAGUAGAUGAGAAAAGGGGCUAGAGAGGCUAGUGGCACAUGCUAGCUGGAGCUGUUCUUUUGCUGUCGCUUCUUGGUUUUGCUUACGAUGAUCCACAGCUAGCCGUCCUACUGUAAAUCCACUGUUGUACUUACCCUGAUGAUCAUUUUUGGCUUGGAGCUGACUGUUUUGGUGUUUGAAAUAGACCUGAUAAAGUGACAAGAAGAAGAAUAAAUAACAAAUUAAAGGGUGAUGUGAUAGAUGUUGA
Messenger RNA from Setaria italica (foxtail millet), 4940 nucleotides. RefSeq lists its product as uncharacterized. Gene Ontology annotation, biological process: phosphatidylinositol-mediated signaling; lipid metabolic process. Gene Ontology annotation, molecular function: phosphatidylinositol-4,5-bisphosphate phospholipase C activity; calcium ion binding. Lineage: Eukaryota; Viridiplantae; Streptophyta; Magnoliopsida; Poales; Poaceae. The transcript is spliced from 17 exons. The coding region runs from base 312 to 4484 and encodes 1390 amino acids. The record is from RefSeq and is a predicted model, not a curated record.